GAGUACACCUUUGUAAAACUGCUUAGAGUGUGGCCGGCAAGAGGACGGAUCGACUGGCAUUAUGAAGCUCGCUUUAUUUUAUUUGUUAUCUGUGGUCGCCGUUACAAUAGCCGUAAUUGUACCGAGACAGUUCAAAGACGGAAAUGAUGCGUUUACAUCGAGAAUGUUUUAUGAAAUAGUGAAGGAGAAACCACAAGAGAGUGUUGUGCUGUCAGCAUACUCUGUUCUGACCCCAUUGGCCCAACUCGCUUUGGCCUCUGAGGGUGAAUCGCACGACGAACUUUUGAAGGCAAUUGGCAUGCCCAACGAUGUCGUGACUAAGGAAAUGUUUUCACUGGCCGCAAGUUAUUUCAAAACCGUGAAAGGGGUUGAACUUAAAACAGCAAGUAAAAUAUACAUCGCGUCCAAAUAUAAACUAUAUCAAGGCUUUGUAAAUGACACCCGUGCCUUGUUUGAUUCCGAAAUCCAAACGAUAAACUUCACUCGAAGACAGAGGACCGCUAGCGAAAUUAACGCUUGGGUUGAAGACCAAACGAAUGAAAAAAUUAAAGAUCUUGUCAGCCCGUACUCCUUGGAUGCCAAUACUCGUGCUAUUCUUGUCAACGCUAUCUACUUUAAGGGUCUAUGGAAAAGCCCGUUCAACUAUUACUCGACAAAGAACCACGAUUUCUAUAUUACAAAAGAGAAAUCAGUAAAAAUUCCGAUGAUGUACCAAAAAUCUUAUUUCAAGUACGCCGACGUUCCAGAAUUAGACGCUAAGAUCCUCCAAAUGUUCUAUGAAGGUAAUCAAGCGAGCAUGGUACUGGUGCUACCCAAUGAAAUCGAUGGACUACCCCAGUUGGAGGAGAAAUUACGAGACCGAUCAGUACUCAAAAAAGCCACUAUGUACAUGACCGAAUCUGAAGUGCAUGUCACAAUUCCUAAGUUCAAAAUUGAAACCACUACAAAUCUGAAACAUGUUUUAUCAAAGAUGAACGUUACGAAACUAUUUCAACCCGGAGAAGCCCAUUUAUGUAAAAUGAUAAGGACUUGGGAUGACUUAUUUAUAAGCGAAGCCACACAGAAGGCUUUCAUUGAAAUCGAUGAGGAUGGCGCAGAAGCUGCAGCAGCCAACGUUCUCAUAGGUUACUCAUCCAGUCUUCACUCGCCACCGGUUAAUAUAUUCUAUGCUAACAGACCAUUUUAUUUCGAAAUACGGGUGAGCGAUAUACCCAUUUUUAACGGCGUUAAAGCUAAAUAAUAUUGUACUUGACCUGUAUUGAAUCAUUUUUAACGGCGUUAAAGCUAAAACGGAAGAUGACAUGUAUUUAAUAAAGUGUUAUAUGAA
Messenger RNA from Pieris rapae (cabbage white), 1327 nucleotides. RefSeq names its product alaserpin-like. Bases 62 to 1240 code for a protein of 392 amino acids. Gene Ontology annotation, molecular function: serine-type endopeptidase inhibitor activity. The record is from RefSeq and is a predicted model, not a curated record. The transcript has 9 exons. Lineage: Eukaryota; Metazoa; Arthropoda; Insecta; Lepidoptera; Pieridae.